Molecule: messenger RNA, 3551 nt
Organism: Pseudomyrmex gracilis
Lineage: Eukaryota; Metazoa; Arthropoda; Insecta; Hymenoptera; Formicidae
Exons: 4
Coding region: 606-1763 (385 amino acids)
Source: RefSeq, a predicted model, not a curated record
UCGGGGAGCACGCUAUCAGCGCUAUUGCAUCAUUCUAUCUUUGUUUUACAUCUAAUGAGCAAUAAAGAUUGAACGAUGCAAUACUGAGCCACAACAGCACCAAACCACCAACCUUGAACGAUGCAAUAGUGCUGAUAGCGCGCUCCCCGAACGCAUCCUCAGUUUUCUCUCCGUCCGUAACAGAUCGACCGCGAUUGAUCGACUCCGUUAAUCUCGAAAUUAUCUAGACGCGUGCGCACGUUAUCGAUAUAUUUUUUUACAUCGAAGUUUAAAAUAUCGAUAUCUUCCCACGAGUAUCAUGCACGUAUAAAUCCCCCGUUUUUGCACGACAAAAGUCAUCUCGUUGUUCUCGCGAGACAAACGUAAAUAAUAUUUUAAUUUAAUUUGAAUACAGUAGUAAUUUUCGCUCUUCUUGACGAAAAGUGCGCAAUAAGACGGAAACAUUAACGUUAACACUAACAUACGUGCGUGCAACAAAGUAAUCUCUGAGAGAGAGAGAAAAAUAUUUGUUAGUUUGCGUUAAAAAAUUUUCGCAAAAUUUCAUAUUCGCGCGCGCCGUGAAAAAGAACACGGUUUUUUAGGAUCCGUCAAUUUCACAAAUCGAAAUGCACGAGAUUUUUGCGGAAGACGACAUCCCGACGAAGUCGGAGCUUCGUCAACAACUUGGAGUUUCGCUGACGCAAGUGCUCGUCGAUUACAGUCAUGACGAUGUGAAAAACUUGUUAGGAUCUUCGGUGAGACAAUCGUUUGACGCGACAACACCGCGAUCGGACAUCGACGACGAGAUGUGGCCAGAGAAACAUAAAGUUCUCAAGUCGCAUGUGCAUCAUGACAUUUUAGCUUUGGGCGAGAAAGAGUUAAAACAGUUUCGAACCCGCGUCGAGGACGCGACGACGAUCAGACUCAGAGACGAGUUUGCCGAGAAGUAUCACAUGUUCGAGGCGGAAAAGAGAUUCGCCAUCGAACGUAACGCGAAUGAGAUUCACGCCAGAUACGCGGAAUUGUUCAAGGCCGCUCAGGAGGAGUUGCGGGAGAAGCUGCGGAUCGACUGGGCGGACACGGAGGCUAAACACAAGAAGGAACUGCAGAAAGCUAUCGUGAGAGCGCGAAUGGAUACGACGCACGAGGUGCUUAGAAGAAUGCGGCCUCAAAUAUUCCACGUUAUCGCAAACCUGUACAACGAUCUCGAACUGUCUUAUCGCUCGAAGAGAGAGAGAAUGAUCGCCGACUUCAAUCAAAUCAUGAGAAAGCACUAUACCGAGAUGGAUGCGAAAAUCGCGAAAGUUGAGAGCGAAAAAGUGAAGGAGUUGCGUGUUCAACGUCGCGAACUCGAGAUGCGAAAUAUCACAAAUAUCAUUUAUCUCGUUUGCGCGGAGAGAUUGCACUGCGAUUUGCAAACGGAGGCGUUGUGCAAAUACUUCGAGGUAAAUUACGGAUAUCGAUAUCGAAUUUUUUUUCACGAUGUGUGCGAUAUUUACAAACAUCUGAAACAUUCAAAUCGCACAAAUUCGCAGAAUCGAAUUGAAUCUCUGUACGAGCACAUUGCCGAGCAAAACGAAAUUAUAUGGGCGAUGAGAGAUGGGAUCGCGGAGCAACGCGACAAGAACGCGAAACUUCGAGAAAAAAUCGUUCUUAUUACCGAGGAGUUUCGGAAAUUCAUCAAUUUCGCGCUCGACAGCGUGCCGGAACACGCCGACUUCUUGUUGCCGUCAGACUUGUCUAGCGCGGACGAAGAAGUCGCGGAGCAAGAAAAGAAUCGAUAGAUAAAGAGACGAGAUAUAUGUAUAUUUAUCGCAAGAAGAAAAAUUAUUAAAGAAAGUGAUGAGAUAUUGUGUGAAAACACAUGUGCGCACAUCUCGUGAGACGAUUGUUACAAUGCAUUUACAGCGUGGUAUAAUUGUUUCUCGUAAAAAUUGCAGUUAUAUAUACAUCAAACACACAUAGCAACAAAUUGGGGAAUCAGAAUCAUCGACUGAUCGCGCGAUAAACAGACUAAGAUUUGUUUUUUUCCGGCGUUCUGUAACAGAAAAACGUAUGUAUGUUGCAAAUCCUCCCGUCUAUAAAUAAUUAAUAUGUCAACAGUUCGUUGAAAUUCCGGGCGUUCUUUGUUUGACAACCGCGAUACCACUUCGGAUCCCGCAGCAGAUUGAAGGUGCGCUGAUAAAAUUGCGCGAUCAUUACAGACUUCAGACCCAGUUUACUCGGCGGGACGGGAGGAAAAUCGCCGAGGCGCCAACCGUACGUCCAGUUCUGGGAGUCGGGAAAGUAGUAACGCUUUUCCGGAAGUUCUUUGUAUCUGGAGAAACGUUUUUUUUCGGAAGAGCAAUUGUAUAUAACGAGCAAUCGAACGCGCGUUUUUUUUUUUUUAAGCGUAUUGAUAUUUACGCGCUCUACCUUUCAGUUAAAUAACUGUCGGCGGCGAUGAAAGUCGGAACUUUUUUCUCGUAAAGCAGAGCUCGGACACUGGGAUCGACCGGCUUCAUGAUAUCUACAUUGACAGAAUCGUCGGGUUCGAGUGGCCUCCAGCGCGGCAAAGGCUUCCGUUUCACCUGCGCGUGUGAAAUAACAUUUGAGAAAGUUUGAAUAUCUACGAAUCUCAUCUCAGACAUUAUUUCACGUAAUAAAACGCACCGCGGGUUUGUCAAUGCGAACUUUCUCCUCCCGUUUCUUCGCGGAUUCGAUCGCUUCUCUGGCUCGUUUCAUAAGUUUCGGCUCUCUCAAAUUUUCUAUCAGUCGUUCUUGAUUCUUUACGAACCAUCUCAUUCGUAUUCUGUUCUCGUUUCUUAUCAAUUCUUUAUGAAAUAAUUGACAACGAGUGUCGCACACGUCACCAGCGCUUCUCGCCAUAAUUUUCGCUCGUGCGCUUUUUGGUUUUUGUAAAGAAAAUUAAAAAUAAUUACAAAUAAUUUCAAAAAUCAAAACAGAUACACCCCUGCUUCAACACAUACGCCCGUCGGAAAGGGAUAAUUUCGUGGAAACAGAUCUGAAGUAAGAUUUUUGCGAUGUUUCUGUCCUCAAAUGUUUUUGUCCUCCGUUUUUUUUUUUUUACACACAUCGAUAAAAAAUAAGAAAGACAAAAAGUGUAACGCACUUAAGCACAACAUUGCUACACAAUAUUUUGUAGAAUUGAUUUAUUUACAUUGUUAUUAUGUAUAUUUGCGUGUUUUCUCACUGCGUGUUACAUAAAUUCAGUAUGUAUACUUUUAAUAAUAAUAAUAAUAAUGUACGACAUUAUUUCUUUAUAAUAAUACCAGUGGGAGCAUAUAUAUGUAUAUAUAUGCAUAUACAUACGAUUAUGUACACCUUGCUUUACAAAAACACGGGUAAUGUAUAAAAACAAAAAAGAAAGAAACAUAAAAAAAAACAUCUAACCGAUUCGAAUAACCGUAUACAAAUCACAUAUGUGCGUGCGUGCAAUAAUAAAUUCUCAAAAUAAAUUGGAAAAAUGCUGUAUUUAUAUAACAUCAACAAUUCAAACUAAAUGUGAAAAGUAAAGCGUACGUUCGUGUGAAAUUCAAAGAUGUCAAGAUCAAUUAAAAAAAAAAAAAAAA